Molecule: messenger RNA, 5676 nt
Organism: Dreissena polymorpha
Lineage: Eukaryota; Metazoa; Mollusca; Bivalvia; Myida; Dreissenidae
Product: tRNA (cytosine(38)-C(5))-methyltransferase-like
Exons: 10
Coding region: 2-1480 (492 amino acids)
Molecular function (GO): methyltransferase activity
Source: RefSeq, a predicted model, not a curated record
GAUGGCCGCCGCCAUUAAACAGUUACGUGUAUUAGAAUUGUAUAGCGGCAUUGGAGGCAUGCAUUUUGCAUUGAAAGAAAGUGAGUUGAAUUAUGAGGUUGUUAUGGCCAUGGACGUUAAUGUGAACGCCAAUGCGGUGUAUUCACAUAAUUUUCCUGAAACCAAGGUGGACAGCAGCUCUAUUGAGGCAUUGUCAGUGAAGAGAUUCAGCCAGCUUCAGAUUGAUAUGGUUUUGAUGAGUCCGCCCUGCCAACCCUUCACACGUGUGGGCAAGCAGCAGGACACUGGGGAUGUCCGUACAAAGUCUUUCCUCCAUGUGUUGGAUCUUCUCAGCAAAGUAGAGCAUCCACCCACUUACAUUCUUGUAGAGAACGUGAAGGGCUUUGAUUGCUCAGAGUCUCGAGAUGUGCUUAUAGAGACAUUGAAAUGCAGAGACUAUCACUAUCAGGAGUUCCUGUUGACUCCUUUACAAUUUGGGAUACCAAAUUCUCGGCUACGGUAUUUCCUAAUUGCCAAGCAGAAGAGUUUAAAGUUCCAGUUUAAUAUAACCGAAGGGAUAGAAAAUACUGUGUCGGAUGCUGCUCAACCGUGGCUUGUGUACAAAAACGAAGCAUUGAAAAAAGCUUCAGUUCCAGGGAAUGAAUGUCCGUGUUCAGCCGUGUCUUGCAGUGUUACGUCCGUGAAUGACCACGAUUGUGAUAAACCUAACAAACGUCUAAAAACAGAACUGCACUGUGGAUCGGGUAAACCUGACAGUCGCUGCCCAAUCCGGACAUUACCAGUUUCUCCAAAAAGUGAAAACAUGGAAGAUAAUGUUAUUAACAUUUUAAUAAAUAGUAGCCGAUGUAUUGAAUUCAGUCACGGAAGUGAAUGUUUUCCACAAGAUGAAACAUUUCAUAAAUCGCAGUCAGGCGUUGUUAAGUGUACUGAGGAACACAUAACAUAUGACUGUUUGCAGAAUUACGGGCAUAACAUGAGGCAAAGCAAUUGCAACGAUCCCGUUGAUCAUAAACCUUGUUUAAGGUUGUCCCAUUUUCUUGAAGACGAUUCCAAUCAUUUUAGUUCAUGGACAGAGUACCGCUUACGUGAAAAAGAUUUCAAACGAUUUGUGAUCAUGGACGUUGUUAACCCUUGCUCCGUUAAAACAUGUUGCUUUACGAAAAGAUACGGACAUUACAUUGAAGGAGCCGGCUCGCUUAUUCAGAUGUCUUCCAGUAUUAAAAGUACAAAAGAAGCGUCGCAACUCAAGGCGACUUGUAUAGAGCAGCAGAACAGAACCGAUUGGGGCGAUAAUGAACUUCAGACUAUUCGCAAUCUGGAUCUGAGAUAUUUCACGCCACGAGAAAUAGCCAAUCUCCUAUGCUUCCCAAAGGACUUUUGUUUUCCGUCCAAUCUGACAACACGACAGAAAUAUAUGUUGCUGGGAAACAGCUUAAAUGUUCACAUUGUGUCCGUUCUGCUGAGAUUUCUAGUUCAGUGAUAAUGUACGAUUGUGCAUGCUUCAUGUUCUACAUAUAAGUACCCAGGGUACCACUGGGGGCUGACGAGGUCAAAGCGUAGUCCGUUUCGCUACGACGUCGGGUAUAUGUUUUACUACGAAAACAUUGUUUAAAUACACAUGACAUAGAGAACGGAUUAGUCGAAAAUUGUGUUUUAAACGGGUAAGAUUAUGCUUUUCUAAUAACAAAACUCUGAAUGUAAGCACAUUGACAUUUCAUAGGUCUGUUACAUCAAAUUAUAAUCCAAGAUGUGUCUGGUUUAUGCGGUUAAACCUGAAAUAUAUCGCUGAUUUAUCAAACCGAAGUCAAGUUUAACUUAAAAAAUGCAAUUAAGGUUUACAACCGUGUUUAAUUUUACAAUUUCCAUAUUGAUCUAUGUAUCGUUAAGCCACUAGUGUGUUUAGAAAUGUGUAGGGUGACCCAGUUAUCAGAAAUAAAGGCUAAAUAUUAUUAAUAGGCAUGAUCAUGUCUCUGACAGUAUACGUAUAUGCCUCGCUACGACAACGCUUUAGCGUGUAUGCGUUUCUCACAGAAGACGUAUUGGUUAUCUCUCAAAGGCAAAAUAAAGAAGAAAAAAAAUUAAUACAGAGUCAUAAAGUGGCUGGAUGUUUCCUUUGAGGAAGAGGUAGUAACAACGGCACAACAUGACCCGAGACGCACAUGCGACAUGGAAAUGCACAUUAUUAUUAUAUAAUUAAAUUCACGACUAGGCCAAAGGAAACGAUUAAAAUCGAAAAUCCAUAUAUAAGAUGACAGUUGAGAGUCGAGAACCUAAUGUCGUCGGUCUCAAUAAUAAUGACGCAUCUUCAACUUGUGACAAUCCCUUAUACGGUCAUUUUGAUAGAAACCGACGAUAGGUGUUCAGCAUACGGUACUCUUUAUCAAAUAACAUUCGAUUCUCGUUAUCCCCAACUCGCUUAUCUCGAAACUCUGCUUAUGUCAAAGUAAAUCCCAUGUCCCAACUUCGAUCAUUAUUGAUCUCAUAUGGAUUUUGAUUGUUGCAUUGUAUAUAUCAAAGCGAUUUUCUUGAAAAUCGGUUAUCGUCAACUAAUUUUGAGAUGAAUUUCAUGUUCGUAUACAUAGUUUUACCUGUAAAAUCCACACCUGUAACAGCCGUAAGGUUUGGAACGUAGGACCCCCAAUGGCACAAAUCCGCAAUUGCCUAAUCAAUAUAUUGUUGUAAAGGUGUGACAGUGGGUUUCUGUCACAGGUUAUUGUUUACUGCGUACAUAACGGCCGGUAAAUUUACAUCGUGUUUCAAUGCGGUUAAGGCCCAGUCUCACUAUGAUGCCGGCGGAGCCCCAGUGCGUGAUCAGGCAUCUACCGGGAUGAACCGGGGCCCUACCGGGAUGAACCGGUGCUCCACCGGGAUGAACCGUGGACGACCGGGGACAACCGGGGCUCCACCGGGAAAGUAUUAACAUGUUUAAUACCUCCGGGAUGAACCGGAAGUCAUCGGGUAGGACCGGCAACGACCGGCGUUGCACCGGGAACAACCGGGACUGCACCGAGAACAACCGGGACGGCACUGAGGUUGCCUCAGCUCUGCCGGGGUCUGAACCGGUACAGCCCCGGUGAGUGCUGGCGUAGUGACGGUAUACCGGGGUUCGUCCGGGACUCUGCCGGCUUUCACCGGGUUCAACCUUAUCGUUUGGAUGUUCAUGCGCACAGUGAAGCACGACAUCUUUUGCACUGGGAAAUGGCAGUCUGCAGUAACUGCAAACUGCAUGUGAUAUGUCCUGAAAUGGAUACAGUAACUUCGUUGAGCAACCUAUACAUUAUAUUUGUACUUCGUUGCGCAACCAAUACAUACUCUGUGCGAAACCUAUACAUAAAGCGACUUGUAAUUUCGUUCGAAACAAAGCAUUUGAAUAAUUAAAAUACAUGUUCGUAACCCGUUUUGUACUUCGAAAUGUUUAAUGUACUCUGAAUCAAUGUAACAUGUAGUUUUAUUUAAUUUAAGUUACAGUAAUUGGCUAUUUUAACAGAAUAACCCCCUUAUGCAUUGCUUCAAAUCAAAAUAUUUCGAUUUUAGCUCAAAAUAAACUUAAAGGUUGCAACUAUGCGCAUUUGUUAUUAGUUUGAUAUUGAAAAUAAGUACCUACCAUUACUGGAUGUUCCGUUCUCUAAUCCAAAAGAUAAAACUCGCCUGAUUAAGUAGUGCAUUUACACAAUGUUUUCGUAGUAAAACAUAUAACCGACGUCGUAGCGAAACGGACUACGCUCUGACCUCGUCAGCCCCCAGUGGGUACUCUCGAAUAUACUACAAUGUAACCUGGUUACGGAAAAAACGCUUAAAGGCAACAUGGCAUACUCCGGGUACUUUUAAAGCGAGAUUAUACGAUUUUGUCAAAUAUUGAUAAAUUUAUAUAAAAUUUGUAAAAUAACUUAUUAUAUAUAUAUAUAUAUUUCAAUAUAAAUUAGAAUAAAAGUUAAGAAGAACAUGUGUCAAAAAUGAGAAAUAAGCUAGAUAUUUAAUGCUGAAAUCGAAAAUGUCUGUACAGUCGAAUUCGCCAGCAUGUAUAUCAUGCAUGUACGAUGUGAAUCUAAAUUUAGUUUAAAGGGAUCUUUUCACGGUUUGGUAAAUUGACAAAAUUGAAAAAAGUUGUUUCAGAUUCGCAAAUUUUCGGAUUAAUUAUGAUAUUUGUGAGGAAACAGUGUUCCUGAACAUUUACCAUGGUCUAAUAUAGCCAUUAUAUGCAUCUUUUGACGAUUUAAAAACCUAAAAAUUAUAAAGCGUUUCAACGCGAAACGAUUGAAUAAUUUGGAGAGUUCUGUUGUUGUUGUUUAAAUUAGUGAAACUACGAGGAAUGCUUAUAUAAGUUAUACAAUACGCAUAUCAUGUAUGCUUGGCAUGAUAGCUCAGUUGGCUAAUGCGAUUUUAUUUCAGGAUACCGGGGGUCACUGGUUCGAGCCCUGCGGCGGGCUACUUUUUUUUCCCUUUUUAAAUUUUAUUUUUGAAUUUUUACUGGAGCUUUUAAAAUUUAAUGUUUACAUUUACCAAUAUAAAGCAUUUAACGUCAAACUUCGAAACAUGCCAAAAUCUGUGAAAAGGCCCCUUUAACGGUUCAUUAUGAAUAACUGCAACGAUAUAUAUUCAUACGACACACGAAAACUAACUCUAAUCUUAAUAAAAAGACGGAUGCUUCGGUUAUUGUAGGAAAAUAUGUGCGGAAUAUCUUCGUCACAAUCGGCUCGGGGCGCUAAUUUGUCUUUACUGCAUUUUAUGGAAUUCGUCUUCAAUGUAUAUUUUUUUUAAACCUAUUUUGUGUUAUUGUAACAUAAUUUAUCAAUUUAUUACAAUUUCACACAUGUAAAAAAUCGUAUAAUCUCUCUUUAAGUAUAUUUUCGUUCCCCGGUUACUUUGUAGUAUACUUACGAGUACCCGGUGUAAUUUUAAGAAGUACCUGAGCCUACAAUUACCAAUGGAGCGUAACGAACGUUAAUAUUCGACCUUAGGCAAAAUAACAUACUGUAUUGUUAUUGAACGUGACCUCUUUGAUGUCUGAAAUGUUAUUUCGACCAACAUGUUAGUAACUCGAUACUCAUUGAAAGUGCUGCCCGAUGGCAAGAAAAAUGAUCCUGCGAGUAAAUAAGGCGUAUUGUAUGAAGGGUAUUCCACAAAGAAAUGUGUAAAAUUUCGUGUAUUCCUAUAAAUAUUCUGUUUUGUAUGUUGAGAAUAUAUGAUACUUUUUAAAAAUAUCCAGUGUUUUUAAAAACUGUGUUCGCUGACUGUCACAUAAUGACAUAUAACACUAGUAAUUAUAUAAUAUUGGUAACACAUGAAUAAACGAAUUAUUUAGUCAAUAAAAUUGUGUUGUUGUCCCCUACCGGUUUCACCGGAGGGGACUUAUGGUUUGCGCUCUGUGCGUCUGUCACACUUUUCUGGAUCCUGCGAUAACUUUAAAAGUUCUUCAUAUUUUUUCACGAAACUUGAAACGUGGAUAGAUGGCAGUAUGAACAUUAUGUACGUCAUUUCAUUUACUUCCUACGUCAAAAAUUAUGGUUGCUAUGGCAACAAAUACAACAAUUCUGACAAUGGUAGAGCCGGUAGGGGACAUAUAUUUCUUGGCAAGUCUUGUUUACAAAAUAUUUUUUACAAAUUGCCAUUUAAGCAAUGCACUGGACGGGUUUGUGUAUACAAUGUGUGUAAAAUGAAUAAAUAAAUAAAUGCAUA